AUGGAUACUACCUUGCGACCUGCUCAUGCUCCCCAAACUUCCUCACAGUCUUCUACAUUCUCCUCCUCCUCCACCACAACUCUCGGUUCUUCUUCCAGUCUCAUGGGGACGCUAGAACAGCCUCCACAUCCUUUCAGUCUCCCCGCCAAACCCGUCAACCCUGCCUUUGCGACACCCCUCCAACCGGCCUCGGCCUAUACUACACAGUCCGCCAUGUCGCAGACAAAACCCUUGGCACAAAACUUCUCCGAUCCAGCGUGCGCCUCGGGGUUGUCGAUUGCUUCUCAAGGCAUGAACGACCCUGUACCACGAUCAGAAGUGCCACUUGCGAAUCAAGCUACCGCCGACUAUCCGCACCAAGUAAACGGCCUCGGGGGUGCGACCACAGCGCCUUUCCUUCAAGACUUCACUCUAGUCGCCGAGGCAGCUAAGCGCGCUCAGAUGUCUAUCGUUAUGCGGGAUCUCGAAAGCGUGACUCUCUAG
Messenger RNA from Penicillium brasilianum, 483 nucleotides. NCBI's taxonomy places the organism in Eukaryota, Fungi, Ascomycota, Eurotiomycetes, Eurotiales, Aspergillaceae. The record is from the annotation of a GenBank genome assembly.